AUGGACGCUGCAUCCCUCUUCGAUGUUAAAGGUAAAGUCGUGCUGGUCACAGGCGGUGCCAAAGGAAUUGGUCGUAUGAUCUCCGAGGGAUAUAUUGUAAAUGGCGCAACUGUGUAUAUCACUGCUCGAGAUAUCAAGACUUGCGAGGCAGUCUGUCAAGAGUUGAACGCGCUUGGAAAAGGCAAGGCAUAUGCCAUCCAAGCGGACCUAUACAAAGAAGAGGACUGCAAGAAACUCGCCGAGGAGUUCGGAAAGCACGAAUCGAAGCUCAAUAUCCUUGUCAACAACGCGGGCUCCAAUUGGGGUGCUCCUUACGACGAAUAUCCAUCAUCUGCAUGGACUCGUGUCCUUACUCUGAACCUUCACCGUGUGUUCAAUGUCACGCAACUUUUCACUCCGUUCCUUGAGAAGGGAGCUGGCGAACUGGACCCAGCCAGGAUAAUAAACAUCGGAAGCGUUGAUGGACUACGAGUUCCAGCACUGGAGACGUUUGCCUACAGUGCUAGUAAAGCUGGUCUCCACCACCUAAGUAGGGUGCUAGCAAACCAUCUAGGAAGGAGGAAUAUCACAUCAAACACUCUUGCUUGCGGUCCAUUUCAAAGUAAAAUGAUGAAGGCAACUCUAGACAAGUUUCAAGAGGUGAUUGAAGCUGGGAUCCCACUUGGGCGUAUAGGCACUCCACAGGAUGUUGCUGGUGCUUGUCUGUUCUUGAGCAGCCGCGCUGGAGCAUACAUCAACGGCUCAACCAUCACAGUAGAUGGCGGAAGCGUCAUUGGAUCGAAGCUAUAA
Messenger RNA from Trichophyton rubrum CBS 118892, 789 nucleotides. RefSeq lists its product as uncharacterized. The transcript has 4 exons. Bases 1 to 789 code for a protein of 262 amino acids. NCBI's taxonomy places the organism in Eukaryota, Fungi, Ascomycota, Eurotiomycetes, Onygenales, Arthrodermataceae. The record is from RefSeq and is a predicted model, not a curated record. Gene Ontology annotation, molecular function: oxidoreductase activity.